Messenger RNA from Cylicostephanus goldi, 309 nucleotides. The record is from the annotation of a GenBank genome assembly. Lineage: Eukaryota; Metazoa; Nematoda; Chromadorea; Rhabditida; Strongylidae.
AUGAGCAACGAAAAGGAGCUCGAGAUUGAGGCUAACUCUCUUCGCAGAGUAGCAUUCUUUGGUGUUGCCAUCUCCACGAUGGCUACCCUCGUUUGCGUCAUCUCAGUCCCUAUGCUCUACAACUACAUGCAACAUAUGCAGUCGGUUAUGCAGAGUGAGGUAGACUUCUGUAAAUCUCGUUCCGGAAAUAUCUGGCGGGAAGUUACCCGGACACAGGUACUCGCCAAGGUCUCUAAUGGAGCUCUAAGAAGUCGCCGUCAAGCUGGAUACAGCUCUGCCGGAGUUGAGGGUAGCUUUGAGUCGGCCCCU